AUGUCGAGCAACUCCUCUGUGUAUACUGGACUGUGGACGAACCAUUCAAAAGGUGCCAUUCUGGGAAAGACUCUAACUGUAUCACCACGAAGCGGACUCAUUCUAGUUGCUGUCCUCGCUCUUUUCGUUUCACUGGCCGGGAGUCAGUCUUGGGGAAUCAUACGCUUCCUGGCGCACCAAUUCAGGGUAAAGCCUUGGCCUCAGCAUGCCAUAUUUCUUCAACAACAAGCGGUUUUGCGUAAUACCAGCGCGGCUUCGGCUGGAAUCUGGCAGUUUGGGCUGAUUGGUUGGGCUUGGCGAUCACAAGGCGUGAAGAGUUUCCGCAAGUCAUUCAGCCUUCUGCUCCUAGGCGUUUCACACUUGGUCUUGUUUACAACCGCCGGCAUCCUGUCCUCCAGUCUAGCCAAGGUCAAUAACGAAAUUCUGGUCCGAAGUUCCUAUUGUGGGACUUGGAUACCAAAUAAUGAUGACACAAGUCCUGAGGUUCUUGCCGAGCGGACAGAUUGGUUCGCACACCGCAGAGAAAAUGCAGACUUGAGUAAAGGUUAUGUCCGAGACUGCCUCAAUGGAUAUGAAUCCUCUCCACAGUGUAACAUGUUCAAGCGUCGGAUACCAUUCCAGAUCCAGGUUAAUGCGUCUUGCCCCUUUUCUCCAGAAAUGUGUCUGGCUCCUACAAAUGGAUCUCUACUACUCGAUACUGGUUUCUUGCACUCUCGUGAUGAUUUUGGUAUCAAUAGCAAAUCAUCAGACACGAUUCUUUACAGAAAGAUCAUGUCUUGUUCGCCAGUGGUCACUGAAGGGUAUACGACAAGUGGAAGCUCCACGUUCGAUGGUCGCAGUUAUAAUUAUACGGCUACAUUCUACGGACCGAACCGGCCUUUGACAUCGUAUCCGGCAUUUCCAUCAUGGGGGGGUAUCGCAGCGAUUCCUGAGUUAGUGUCAUCGAAUGGGAGCGUUGUGUUAAUCUUCGCUGCUUCCACUGGCCAUUUCCUGAAAGCAAGUGAUGAUUUAUGGCUUUCGGCCCAUAGGCCUGGAAUGCAAGAGCUGAUUAGUGACGCCGGAAUUUUGAGGAAUGAGUCGUUUUAUGGCAUAGACAAGCCUAUAUCGGUGUUGGGAUGUACCGAGCAGCACCAAUUUUGCAAUCUCAAUCGUCCAGAAAAUACAACGACCCGUUGCACGCCUCAAGCAGACCUCAUGACAAUAGACUCUCUAAACAUAUCGGAAUUUCUAGACACGCAGCAUCAAUACGAAGUUACAAACAUGAUUUCAGAGGCAGUAGGAAGAGCAGAACUCGGCUUUGUAGUCGGUGACCUGAGUCCUCCUUUGCUAGCGAUGGAAUAUUUGAUGAAGCAAAGCUCAGGCCCAAUUGCAACUAAUCAAUGGGUACUGGAAGCCACGAAUUGGUUCUCUACUGGAAUCAACGUCAUGCAGCGCAGUUUAGCUGAAGUUGCGACCGGGCCAUCAGGGAGAUACGCGAAGUACACUGCCAACACCGCUGCAAACGACACUGAGCUACAGAGGUACUGUGAUAAUCUCAUCCUGAGAGACAAUGGGUACACAUCGUUCAGUGUUCUGGCCAUAGGACUUGUUCUCGGCCUGGGUGGCUUCAUCAUCGUCUCUAGUCUCUUCUUCGAGGCAAUAAUUGGAUGGGCUCAAAUGCGCUGGAAGAGAGGACUUCGUCAUAAAGUAUAUUGGAAUCUUGACUCUGCACUUCAGCUCCAAAGAAUGGCUUUUGAGGAAGCCGGUCUCGGAACCUGGGACAAAUGUACAGAGGACGUUCCAGUGGUCACGAAUGGAGAGAAAAGUCGGGUGGCGUCAGAAUGGGAUGAAUGGCAUCCGACUAUUGUGGGGAAGGAGCCUCUGGUGGAGCUCCAUAUCCACCCGGAAGCAGUCAAGCCUGAGGAAGCUGUUGCAUUGGAAUCACCGACCUCAGAAGGGUUGCAAGCUGAGCUGUCUCGAGAUGAGGGUAUAAGUUCCUCCUUCGAGUCUGAGAGUCAAAUUGGACUUUGAUUACUAGCAACCUCUUUUAAGAUGUGGAGGUGGAGGGGCUCCGAGUGCCGUGUAGGUAUUGACGAUAGUCGUGGUUGAUGAUUACGGUUUAGGUGACUUCGGAUUUGUGGCGAGAAUUUUGAAGGGGUAGAUGGUGAAGAUAGAACGAGAUCUUUGGCUCGUUGUUUCGAAGGUUCACCUUACGAGCGGAUACAUAGCUGCUCCAAUAUCUUUUAGCUCUAAGGUCAAAGGAGCUGUAGAAAGACUGGACCCUGUUCCGAGUGAGUUAGGGAGAUUUCCUCGGAUGAAUUAUUCAGUACGAGGACACAAGACCGUCGCACAAUAGUCUACAGCUUUGCUCGAU
Molecule: messenger RNA, 2353 nt
Organism: Mollisia scopiformis
Lineage: Eukaryota; Fungi; Ascomycota; Leotiomycetes; Helotiales; Mollisiaceae
Exons: 2
Coding region: 1-2010 (669 amino acids)
Source: RefSeq, a predicted model, not a curated record